CCACAUCAUCUUUCAGCUAUGAACACACAAAUCUCAUCCCAAAUACUAUACUCUCCCCUAUCAUCAAGUAGUGGCGAGUCCGAGGACACAGUUUCCUUGGACUCGUCCACUACUACACCAGCUCCCUCGCUCAAUAAUUUAUUGAGCGAGGGAGCUGCUGUAUGCCUUCCGCAGAAGCGGAAGGCAGGACGAAAGAAAUUUAAAGAGACUCGACACCCCACUUUUCGUGGGGUUCGCGAGAGAGAAAGAGGAAAAUGGGUGUGUGAAUUACGUGAACCUAAGAAGAAAAGUAGAAUAUGGCUUGGAACUUACCCUACAGCUGAACUUGCUGCUAGGGCACAUGAUGUAGCAGCUUUAGCUCUUAGAGGAGAUAAAACUGCUCUUAAUUUCCCUAACUCAGCUUGGCUUGUUCCGCGAGCCAAGUCUACUUCAGCUCGAGACAUUAGGCUCGCGGCUUUCCAAGCUACUAGGUUCGAUCUUCGGCCUAAUUGCUCACCAUGUCAAGGUAAUGAAAACACAUGUACACAAGAGAUGGAAGAAAUUAAAAGUUCUACAUGCUAUGAUAAUGAUGAUGAUGUCAAGAGUUUAAAAAAGAAUGUCGUGGAUGAUGAAUCUAAAGUGUUGUUUAUGGAUGAAGAAGCCAUUUUUAAUGUACACACAUUCAUUGAUAGUAUGGCCGCAGGUAUGCUUCUUACACCACCUUCUUUCAAGAGAGGGAUUAAUUGGGAUGAAAUAGAGGAAGAUAAUGGGGAUGAUGAUUGUUUUAUUGACUUGGAUUUGUGGCGGUAUAGUUAAUUUCUGCUAAUGCUGGAUUCAUUUGUGAAAAGAUCCUUUUUUUCAUACACCAUAAUGAUAGUAAAGUUUAUACUCCGAUCUUUUUGUUCUGAAAUAUAUAUACAUCGAAUACUUUUCUCUAUCUCUCUCUUCAUCAUAUAGGAGUCUUCUUUUUGUUAUUUUUAUCUCUCUUCUCGAUCUUCCUAAUUCCCGUACCUCUUACGUUUCAUUUAUUUUAGAAUAGAAAAAGUGUAUAUUUAAAUUAGUACACCAAGUCCAAAAGAUCGACAAAAUUUUAGGGAUGAUGUUCCAUUACCAUGAGUAUUGACAUGAUAUUUUCCUUACAAUAUUACAUAUAAAUGUAAUUUACCAUUGUCUUUUAUAGUGACAACAAGAAUCUCUGUAAUGGUUUGGUCACAUUCCAAAAUUUCAAU
Messenger RNA from Beta vulgaris subsp. vulgaris (sugar beet), 1208 nucleotides. Its product is annotated as dehydration-responsive element-binding protein 1F. Gene Ontology annotation, biological process: regulation of DNA-templated transcription. The transcript has a single exon. NCBI's taxonomy places the organism in Eukaryota, Viridiplantae, Streptophyta, Magnoliopsida, Caryophyllales, Amaranthaceae. The coding region runs from base 19 to 795 and encodes 258 amino acids. The record is from RefSeq and is a predicted model, not a curated record. Gene Ontology annotation, molecular function: DNA binding; DNA-binding transcription factor activity.